UUAUCAUCUGUGCUUGAUUCAAUAUUCACAACAAUAAACUUGUCAACAUGAGGGAGGAACUGUCUGGUGUUACGAUCGUAAUAUUUAUAGCGACUGGAGUGUUAACAAUGUUGCUAUUAUUUAUAUUCGCAAAGAGACAAAUUAUGAGAUUUGCCUUGCGAUCGCGGAGGGGUCCGCACAUUGCCAUUGGCCACGACGCUAAAAAGUCGCUGAAGAGGGAAAUCCAGCGUAGAAUCGAAGUCAUACCUAGGAUUCAAUAUGAGCCUCAGCUCAUCAGUGAUCCUAGGUAUAUCAUGGCACCUGGGAGCCAGGUACCACCUCAUUAUUACAGGCUCAAGGCUGUAGAUGAUGUCAAGGCUCUUGAAUCAGAAAUCACCAAGUAUGACAAUUGCCUGAAACGUCAUCCCAGUGAGAAUCUUCGUGCGUAUCUCCUCACGACUCUGGCUGCUCCUUUGAACGGCAGUGGCCAGAGGAUGAUCCACCAGUUCUGCGAUUUUUAUGAACACGCCCGCCACGAUCCCACGGAAUUCACAGACGAGGAGUACCAAGCUUACUGUCGACUUCACCUCAAGCUGAUGGACGCAGCGCGACUCCUGAAGUCGUACCCCAGCAGCAGAAAGUCCAGUCCCAGUCGCACCCCAAUCAAGAAGAGUGUGGAAACCAAGAGAAAUAUUCUCGAGCCGAAGAUGCGACCCCCUGAGGAGCAGAUCCUGAGUGGCUCUCGCCCCAAUACACUCACCGUCAUGGCCCUGGACAACACCGAAACGACUGUCUAGCAUUAUGAGAAUCGUCACAUACAACACAUGUGACGAGGGGCUGACUAUUUAUUGAAUUUUAUUUGAACGAUGGAUGGAUGCCAACGUUGUUGAUAUGUCCAUCGCGGGGUGCAUCACGUUGCGUAAAUUGAAUGAAGAAUUUUUCAUGAGUAGACCGAAAAUGGGAGACAAGAUUUUAGAAGGCACUUUCUCAGUUGUUCUCGAGGAUGUUUAAGGAUAACUAGAAGGUGCGUAGAUUCAAUGGCCAGUAAUAAUAAUUAAUUUUUUUAUAAUGAUAAAGUUCAGUAGUUACGAUUAUCCAUUAAAUUCCGUGAGAAGAAAUUUAAAAAAUACAAAAAUACUUGGAUAUCCUCAAACUGAGAAACUUCUUAAAAGACUACGUCCUGAACUCUUGUCUUAAUAAUUCCGUGGAUUAGAGGGAUCCACUGUACAUUUCGAUGUAAAUAAGAAAAUUUUUAUUCGUUUUAUAACUUCAUGACAAUUUUUUCCUCGUCCCGUGGGAUUUUUAGUGUUGAGUGACAUACUUUCAGCAUAAGUUAAUUAUGAUCUGUUUUUCUGUAUCAGAAAAGGAGAGGGAAAAUAAUUGUAAAAUAGUAGAUUUAUUUUAAAACAAAUUAUAUUAAAAAAUUAGGCACUUUGAUAUUAAAAUAAAAUCUGAGAUUUCCUUCUGGGAAAGGCUUUGUAAAGUAGACAAUUUGAAUCUUAGUCUCGUGGGGUAUAAAUCAGAUGAGCAUUUGUGGCUAGAACGACCCAGUGGGUUUGACUGACCUAAUUUCUUUAAUUUGUCAAAAUCUAGUCUUUUGAAGGUAACGAAUAACUCAGUGGACUCUUAACAGACAAAUAUUUUGUCCAGUGCUCAUUUAAGUACCGGUCUUUCUUAAGUGACGUUAGGGCAUUAUGAAAGAUACUUUUGUACGCCGCAGGUAGACAACUCGUUCUGACAAGAUGUAGCCAUUCCAUGACCUACAAGAAAAAUAAUUAAAAAUUAACGACUAAUUAACGAUACUCGUGAAAAUUAUUGGUGAAAAGCCUACCUGCUGCGUGAUAUUCCCCCAAGAAGGCAGCUCAAUAACUCUAUAAACAGCAUGAGAAAAUAAUUCCCCCCUGACAUCCCACGACAAAGUGAUGAGCUCCUCAGAUCCUACAAAACAAUCACCCCAAGACAAGACAAUAAUCGUAACAAAUAAUACAUCGCAGAGGAACUCGGCAGCCUUUAACGCCUUGUAAUCCUGGCUGUCGACGAUCAUAAUUUGUAUCUUGCUCAUGAGAUCCCAGCACCAGACAGCAUUGGACUUCUCCUGCCUCAGAUCCACGAGAAUCCUCUGCAACGUUUUCAACAGUCGCUUGUGAACACUGGGAAUGUUCGAGGCUACCUGGAGGAUCUCAUUCAUCCAGCUGAGUGGAACUUCGUUAUUCUUCUUCAGCACGAGCCCCCCUCGAAUUUCAAUGGCUUUCUCCAGCUUCUCAGUGGUGACCUCCUCCCAGACACUGGGCAAAGUCAGCCUCUCAAUCUCCUCUGUUGGCAUUUCUAUCAUUGCCAGGACAAUAUCCCCAAAUAUCUUGUGAUCGACGUCAACUUUACCCACCAGCCGCUCCAGAACACUUCCUAUAAUGGUCUUGUUGUCGUGUAGCACCAAAUCAUCCUUCAGAAUGCUGGAGAAGCUUCUCAUGAUCUCCUUGAACAUGGAGACAGCGUUGUCAUUAUCAAAAAUGGCCUUCUCAACUAUGGAGUUAAUCGUGACGUCAAGGAACGGUCCCAGGACGUUCGAGGCUACCCCACGGCAGAUGUCUUCCAAAUGCUCACAGUAGUGCCAGCAUUUUUUGAACUCCUGAGGAGACAUCAAGCUGCAGUUAGUCAUCUCCACCAGUAAUUUACUGAGGUACUCCUUGGCAGAUGGCGAAACAGCCGCCUGAUGACACGCCAGGGAUACCCCAUAGGCUUUUGUCUCAUCGGAGAAAUUGAUGGCGUCGAGCAGUCGAUCGAACUUGAUUGGAGGCAAUGCCUUAGAGUACUUCUUGGAGAAUAUCCUCAUGCAUUCAGCAACGACAAUAUGUUUUUUACUAGAUUGGCUGCUGGCAUAGCGUCUCAAAUACUCUCCUAUGCUCCUGGCGGGGCUGAUUUCAGGGAGAUAAUUGAAGUUCACUGGCUCCCCUAUGGACCACAUAUAAAUUCCACUCCUGUAGUUGUUCAGCUCAUCCUCAAUGAACUUGGCAAGGAAAUCCCCAGUAGUGGGCAGCGCCUGUUCUCGAACGUUCUCCAGCAUUUGGAUCCAGCAGGAUCCAGGGAUGUAAUUGAGUUCUUUCUCCACGACAUCCUGAGCACUCCCAGCUGACCCGCGAUUAUGUGACUGCUUCAAGGCACUAGUGAAGCUCACAGGAAGAUGACAGACCCUCAUCUGCUGCACUUUGUACCUGGACAGGGCCUUGAACGCAGCCUUGACGAUCUCCAUAUUUUCAUGGCAGGCGUAAUCCCACAGUUUCUUCAGGCUCUCCCCCAGAAGUUCGUUGAACUCCUCUUCGAGAUACGACGCGGCUGACGGAACGUCUCCAAAAAACUCACAGAUGCUCUUGAUGACAGCCGUUCGUGUUUCACCGCUCAUCCUGGGAGAGAGGACGCGCCAGGCAGAGCAAACGUCUGCUAUUCCUGACACACAGAGGGCUGAGAUCCCUCGUAAUGCUAGAGCACUGGCUGCUGAUCCUGUCGUGGUGGUGCACUUGUUCAGAAUUUCUGACAGCAAGGGCACCAGUUCUGCCCCUUUCUCCGGACGUCUCUCGCAGAUGAGCUUCAUAGCGUUGGCACAGGUGACUGUUCCCAUGAAUGACGAGUCGUUUCUUGUCAGGGAUAUCAGAGCUGUCAUCAGGUAACUGUGACAACGGGGCUCUACCUCCCACAGGCGCAGGUACAGCUCGAUGGCGACGUAUUUCAUGGGUUCAUCCGAUAAAAGUAGCGACUCCGUCAUGUGAAUUAUCGUUGGCAUGUUUUCCUUGGAUACUGCAAGGUCUGGCACUGUGAACAGCAUCUCCUUGGUCUGCGAAAUAUCCUUGGAUGUCGUCAGCUUGUGAAGAACCAUGGAGAGAACGUUGGGGGCGAAGUCUGGGCAGGCUUUGACGAUCCUAGCCAGGGAUUUUAACGUACUUGAGAUGAUUGAGCUGUUGCUGGAUUGCAUGAAGAGGCCUGAUAACACGUGCUUGUAGCUGACGAGAACACUUGCUGGGGUGUGGGAUAGCCUCUGCAGCCAGGGAUUCAGUGUCUCGGAGGAGAGGUACUGACAGAUGAUCGAGUAGAACUGGUAGUUGGGAUUGGACUGCUGCAGAACUUGAUGGAAGGGAUUUGUGUGGGUGUUCUCAGGAGGGGACCAGUUGCGUUUUGAUGAUAUGGCUGGCAGCAGGGACAAGGAGGUCAUCAGGGCUUCAGAGGAUAAGGGGGAGGCAUAGGCCAUCCAGGAGAGAAUCGAGCCCAUGAAGGCGUUCGAGGAUGUCUCGUUGCAGAUGCCUUUCUCGAAGAGCAUGGAGCCUAUUUCGAUUAUACUCCGGAGAUAAACACUAUGAGUAAUCUCGAUCAUUUCUGAUAACAGAAACAUGACGACACUCCCUCCUCUACCAUCAGCACAGUGGACCAUCUGUUCCAUCAUCAGGAUGUUGGCCCUGGGAUCACAAUUGUGUUUUACAAGGUCCAAAGCUACUGCUGCUAUCAGAGGCAGCAACGCUGCACAUAAAUCUGUGUUCUUCUGAGCUAGGGAGUAUUCAGAGAGCUCCAGAAUUCUAUUGCUGGUGUCCAUGCAAGAGUUUGGGUCGUUCAUGGGAAGCCACUGGAGGAUUUCCAGUUGCAGGUGGAUUGUCUCGUCGGUUUUCAUCAACAGGUCCCAGGCUUGUUGCUUACAGCUCUCUGGGAGGCUUGCUGUGGGGUUACAAAGGAUGUAGACGAAGACUGGACGGAAUAGCUCAAUGUAAUGUCCUAACAAUUUUGGAUCUGACUGAUGAAUCAUCAAUUUCAUGUGCCCUAGAAUGUCCCUCCAUACAGUGGUUUUCUGCAUGAGAACAGUAAUUAGAGGAUGCUGAGGCGCCUUUAUGGAGAAUGGACAAGUGUACUCCUUCCCAGGAUUCCUGUUCUUCAAAUCUAAGUUCAAUAGACCACAUAUUGCUGACGUAACUGACAAAUAAUUCUUUGUUUCCCCGAGUAUCGCGAUGAACUUAGACAGGAUUGGAGACACUUCCAACAGUUCAGAUUCCACCAGGUACACCAGAGCCUGGCAGCUUCCAGAGCUGACAACUGCAUUGUCACUGCUACACUGUGCAAAUAAUAAAUUCAAUUCCGGAAGCUUCAGGGGGUCAGUGUCCUUCCUGCGUAUUAUUGCCUCAGCUGAUUGGAGCAGCUUUGAUAUUUUGUGGGUUAUUAAGGCCGGGUUAUUGGAGGUGAACUUAUUCUCCAGGCAGGUCAUCUUUGAAUUGUGUGGAUUUUUUCGUUGUUAGAUGUGAUUUUUGUCGAUGGAAAAAUAUAUGUGAGAGUCCUCUUUUAAUCAUCUGUUUAUGGAAGAGGAGGGAUAAAUAGUCGUGGAAUAAUAACCUAUGGAUCACCUGUCCGGUAUCUACAUACGAGUCUGUUUGUCGCCCGCCAACUGCCUAAAUCGACGGUGACGCCCUCCGCAGCCGGGGUCAUUACAUACGCUGCCUGUAUGUGCCUGUUUGACCGGCGGUGUGUACAGUAGUACAUGCACUUGAGUUUAGUCUUUAUAUAAUCUUGUCUACGGUCAACCUUGAAACAAGCAGCGACAUCUGUGUGCCACCGGCGGCUCAGACUAGGUUUGUACCCGUUCGUAUUGGACUUAACUGUGUCAUUUUUUUUUUAAUUGAGAAGACCCAAAAAUGAGAUUUUUUAAUAUAUUUAUUUGUAUGGACAAGUCGGAGCAUAGUGCACAAUAUAUUUAAUAUAUAGUAGUCUGGGGGAAGGGGUCAGAGUACAUUUCCGGAGUCUGAACACAAUAUCUUACAAUUUAACGACAAGACGUCUGCACUUUUAUUAACUUGUUUUCUCUGUAUUUGCUUCUGUACGUAAUGUGUUAAUUGCGUGUUUAUAUAUUCGAGUUAUGUAAUAUAUAAAGCCCAACGGUUUGCUAUAUUCACCCUAACGAAUAAAAAUAAAGUUGAUGCGUUAGGAUUUUAACAGUAUCAGUCAAUUUUUCAUAGUUAAUUUCCCACGGAUCUCGUUUCACAGAGUUUUGUCAUCCAAUUGUUCAAUUACAACUCGACUAAUUACCUUGAAUUUAAUAAACUCGAUAGAAAAUUUUUUUUAGCUCGGGUAAAAUAGUAAAACGCACUCGAUAACCAAGAGACAGAUCCAUCACUCUCUCUCCACUUGUAACGAGUCAAUUUUUGAAACAAUUUAUACGUUUUCAAUUUAAUCUUUUCAUCUUCCAAAGCAAAUACAUUGUACAGCCUAUACAAACGUUACACAAUUGUUAUUAAUUUUCGAUUUUAUUUAAACUCCAGUAGCUGGCGGAGAGCGCAGGGCAGGAUCCAGGUACUUAGGCUAUCUGCAUAUUUUCAUAAAAAGCUUUUUCAUUUCGUCGUCGGUAAUUCCCUCCAUUCUGUUUAUCGUUACGUUUUUUUGUUUUUUAUUUAUUUAUUUUUUCAUGUUUUUAGUAAAAAUCACAGCACAGCACCAGCAUUUACUUUAAAGCCUACCCCUUCUCCGCAUGUGGAGGCCCCAUUAAAACUGAGGCACCCCCUGUGUUUCGCUUCUAUUUCGUUUCAGUAAUGUGAAAUUUAUGAUUUUGGAUCUCAUUUUGUUUAGUCAUUAGAAAAU
Messenger RNA from Diachasmimorpha longicaudata, 6579 nucleotides. RefSeq names its product protein C1orf43 homolog. The record is from RefSeq and is a predicted model, not a curated record. Bases 48 to 776 code for a protein of 242 amino acids. The transcript has 3 exons. NCBI's taxonomy places the organism in Eukaryota, Metazoa, Arthropoda, Insecta, Hymenoptera, Braconidae.